CUCCCCUCAGCCUCGCGCUCGGCCUACGCAGGCGCAAACCGGAAGAUGGCGGCGACUGGAGCGGGCCGUCUGCGGCGGGCUGCGUCAGUCCUGCUGCUCCGGACCCCGCGCCUGCCGCCCCGGGAGCUGUCAGCCCCCGCCCGGCUCUAUCACAAGAAGGUUGUCGAUCAUUAUGAAAAUCCCAGAAACGUGGGGUCUCUUGACAAGACAUCUAAAAAUGUUGGGACCGGACUGGUGGGGGCUCCAGCGUGUGGCGACGUGAUGAAAUUACAGAUCCAGGUGGAUGAGAAGGGGAAGAUCGUGGACGCCAGGUUUAAAACAUUUGGCUGCGGCUCCGCAAUCGCCUCCAGCUCGCUGGCCACCGAAUGGGUGAAAGGAAAGACGGUGGAGGAAGCCUUGACCAUCAAGAACACAGACAUCGCCAAGGAGCUGUGCCUGCCCCCCGUGAAGCUGCACUGCUCCAUGCUGGCUGAAGAUGCGAUCAAGGCCGCCCUGGCUGAUUACAAACUGAAGCAAGAACCCAAGAAAGGAGAGGCGGAGAAGAAAUGAGCCCCUGGCACCUCCAGCAGAGCCUUCAGCUGCUUGCCCGCCCCGUGCAUCACCUUAGAUUCCAGGAAGCUCCUCACACUACAGUGAAAGGCCAUGCGCACGACCCUUGCUGUUCACACUGUGGCUCUGAUGCGCGAAUACAGUUCAGUUCCGAAUCCUGUGGUUUCUUUCAGCCCACUCUUAACCGCCUUAAUCCUAAUUCUGUAUAUUUUGAAUUGAAUGUACGGCCUCAAAACUGAAAUCAGUAAGUCAAGUUUUGCUAGUCCACAAAGUGCACAAAGAUCUAUUUUAUCUGAAUCUGUUUUGGGGAGGAUUACCAAUAGAAUGCCUUGUACGACUGUUUGAUAGAACCAAGUAUUGUACAUAGAACAGAUCUGCAUAUAUAUAAUAAAUUAAAGCGUGUAAGACAAU
Messenger RNA from Myotis daubentonii (Daubenton's bat), 960 nucleotides. It is a transcript of the gene ISCU, whose product is annotated as iron-sulfur cluster assembly enzyme. Gene Ontology annotation, molecular function: iron ion binding; iron-sulfur cluster binding. Gene Ontology annotation, biological process: iron-sulfur cluster assembly. The record is from RefSeq and is a predicted model, not a curated record. NCBI's taxonomy places the organism in Eukaryota, Metazoa, Chordata, Mammalia, Chiroptera, Vespertilionidae.